UUAAAACUUUAAAACCCUAUGCAGUGGAUCUAAAGACCAAAAAGUUGUUCUUUUCAAAAUAAAUAAAGGAAUAAAAGAAAUAUUUGAAGAUGAUGAUGUGAUGGCAAGGCUAUAAACUCUAGAGCUGCCUCCCCCCUUUCUCCUACACACACUCUUCUCUCUCCCCUCCCUUUGCCAUUUAUGCAUGCAACAAAGUUAAUAGCCUAAUUAAACAACACUCUCUCUUUUACUCUCUCUUAUAUUUUUUUUGUUCAAACAAAAGCAUUCAACAAUGUCUAUGGUGGAGGUUAGAGUUCCAAAUCUCGACUGUGAGGGGUGCGCUUCGAAGUUAAAGAAAGCUCUUUUCAAGCUUAAAGGAGUUGAAGAAGUGGAGGUGGAAAUAGAGAUGCAAAAAAUAACAGUAAGAGGGUAUGGAUUGGAAGAGAGAAAAGUGGUGAAGGCAAUAAAGAGAGCUGGAAAAGCAGCAGAAGGAUGGCCAUUUCCAGGAUAUUCAUCUCAUUACACUUCCUUCUAUAAAUACCCUUCUUAUAUAGCCAACCAUUAUUAUGACACCUACGGGGGCCACAAUUCCAAUUCCAAUUCCAAUUCCAACUAUUCUACUACUACUACUUCCUCAAAUAAACAUCAUCAUCAUCAUCAUCAUCAUCUCAAUAUUUCUAAUUCAAAUAAUUGUUCUUCCCAGCUUCACACUUUCUUUCAAACUCCUUCCCUUUACUCUCUUGCUCUCUCCUCUGACCAUGCCAUUGCUUCCCUUUUUAGUGAUGACAAUCCUCAUGCUUGUUCUAUCAUGUGAUUUCUCUCUCUCAUCUCUACUACUCAUCAUCAUCCCCAAUUCCUUUUCCCAUCAUCUCCUUUUACUUCUUUUGUAAUUUAUUAUUUCACUUUCUUACUUUACUAUUAUUCUAUUUCUCUUCACUUUCAAAUUCCAAGUUUAAUUUAUGUAUCUAUUCUUCGCCCAGGAUUAUAUUCAUUGUGUUUGUUUGUGUUCUUAAUUACUUGGUUUAAUGGGACUUUUCUUUUCACA
Molecule: messenger RNA, 1024 nt
Organism: Cucumis sativus (cucumber)
Lineage: Eukaryota; Viridiplantae; Streptophyta; Magnoliopsida; Cucurbitales; Cucurbitaceae
Exons: 3
Coding region: 272-793 (173 amino acids)
Molecular function (GO): metal ion binding
Source: RefSeq, a predicted model, not a curated record